Molecule: messenger RNA, 2753 nt
Organism: Asterias rubens (European starfish)
Lineage: Eukaryota; Metazoa; Echinodermata; Asteroidea; Forcipulatida; Asteriidae
Product: phospholipid phosphatase 5-like
Exons: 10
Coding region: 764-1624 (286 amino acids)
Biological process (GO): phospholipid metabolic process
Molecular function (GO): phosphatidate phosphatase activity
Source: RefSeq, a predicted model, not a curated record
ACCUUUAAAACGACGCAAUUCCUAGACUGUUUGGGGCAGAACCAUUAGCGGAUAUAAAACACCGCCAUGUACAAAGACUACCCUCCAACAACCUGUUGUCACAACCUCCGUGUCUAUAUCCAGACCACUUCAGUUGCAGUAACUACGCAUCAAUCGCUUCUCAAAAUCCCAUUAAGAACUUAAUGAUAUACGUUGUGCUCAAGGUGAAAAUCAGCCAGUCGCCACAGCCAUUUUGUUUGGGGAGAAAUUUUGUCUUUGAAAUGUGUCCAUUAGUGGAAUUUGUCACGCCACUGCUCGCACAGUGUUUUUUGUAUUCAGGAAGCGUCAUUGCCUUGGUGAAUAAGCAGGGGGGAAUUAAGGACUGCAUCAUAAGAAGCAAUGAAAAAAAAAUUGGAGAAACAUUCCUCCCUUCGAGAUAAACAUUCCUCCCUUUAUGAUGGACCCAUAGAGUGACUGAAGCCAGCACGAUGCACGGGGUGGAAUGUAAAAUCUCAUGUCUCUUCUGGCUUGUGACGGCAGGUAGUUUCGUGUUGAUUCAAAACACUGGAAUAACGAAUGCAUCAACUACCAAAACGCCAUUGCAGACAGACGUGACACGACAACUGAGUUAUACCUUGGAAAACUCAGAUCCGACAGCUGGAAAGAACCUGAAACACCUUCAAGAGACUUUGAUUGAACUUAAUUUUACAACCUGUCCUAAGACGCAUGGUCAUCAGUAGCAACUGCUGUACAUCAGUAGGUUGCUGACGCAUUAGUUCCCAGCAUGGGUUGGCGCUGUAUUGUGAAUCCUUCAGCAGUUAAGAUGAUGUCUGAAAUCUCCGUCCGGCUUGGUCUCUUUGCAAUUUUUCUAGUGACUGAAGAGUUGGAGCCAUUUCAUCGCAUCAUUCAACCUGAGGAGAUGUGGUUGUAUAGAAACCCAGUCACCAGUAGCUACACUACAACACGUGCACUCUUUACAAUAAUAUCUGUGGUACCACUGACUAUCAUAGCAAUAUUUGCCAUCAUUAGAAGAGAUAAAAAGGACACACACCAGGCGAUUCUAGCGGUUACGUUGGCCCUGGUACUGAAUGGAGUAAUAACUAAUUGUAUCAAGCUUACUGUGGGAAGACCAAGACCUGACUUUUUCUGGCGAUGCUUUCCUGAUGGCAAGACCUCACUGGAUAUGAAGUGUACUGGAGAUGCUGAUACGAUUACAGAAGGGCGGAAAAGUUUCCCCAGUGGCCAUUCAUCAUUUGCAUUUGCUGGUCUAGGUUUUGCCUCAUUGUACCUGGCAGGCAAGCUACGCUGCUUUGAGGCCCAGGGUCGUGGGAGUUCCUGGAGGCUGUGCCUUGCAGCCGCACCUGUUAUAUCAGCCAUGCUGAUUGCUCUUUCAAGAACGGCUGAUUACCAUCAUCACUGGCAAGAUGUUGUUAUUGGCUCACUACUUGGUUUUGGUGUUACGUUUGUGUGUUAUCGACAGCAUUAUCCGCCCAUAGCUCAUUCAAACUGUGAUAGAUGUUACGCGACGUUAACACCUUUCGCAUCUAUACCAAUGUUUAAUGAGUCGCCGAGGGACGAGUAUGAACAUAAUGUUGCGAUAGCGAAUGGGCCGAGGGAUCAGGAUGGCGCCAUUAAACUGGUUUGAGGGGGUGGAUGGGAUCUCAGAGGGGAAGCAGAACGUUUGAAGUGAGCUGAAUUGUUGUGCGUCUAAUUGCGUUUCUAUGACUCAAGUUUAUGUUACCAACUCAUCAAGAAUGGCAGCGAAGUUACUAUUCUCAGAACUCAGAACUGUGCAACUAAAGCAAGGAUGGCAGCCAUGUUGUUUUUCUCAAACUCAGAACUGUGCAACUAAAGCAAGGAUGGCAGCCAUGUUGUUUUUCUCAAACUCAGAACUGUGCAACUAAAGCAAGGAUGGCAGCCAUGUUGUUUUUCUCAAACUCAGAACUGUGCAACUAAAGCAAGGAUGGCAGCCUGUUGGUUUUCUCCUGUAACCAAAGCAAGGAUGGGCACCAUGUGUAUUUUCUCUGGAAACAAAGCGAGGAUGGCAGCCAUUUUGUUUUCCUCCUGUUUAAAUUAAAGCCUACUAAUCUUCUGUGAUGAUGUCACAGGUUUUUAACCAGUUGAAUACCAAAGGACCAACUGCCUUCAUUUACAAAAAAAUCGUAAUAAUAAAUGAAAAUAAAAUAUAAGGUGUCAUUUAAAUCCAACAACACGUAACUCAAGUAUUUGAAACUUUUUGCCGUUUGUGAAACAAACUCGUUUGAAUUCAGCUGUCUUUAAUGUGCAUGUUGUUAUUGUUCUUAAAAUUGUCAAAUCAUUCUGCCAACUUUCAAAAUGUUAUGAAUUGGUUUACAUUUUUAUUAGAUUUCUUUAAAAUUUGAUCAUUUUUUACUUUGAUGGAAGCACGAAACAGGCUUAUAUCCAUUGCAUCAAGCAAAAUAAGCAACUGUAAUUUAGUUGGAUAGUCGAGUGGACUGUACCAGUGCGUGUACAUGUAUUGCAUUCACAAGUAUUUGUCUUUUUCAUCUGUACCGUUUCAUAUUUACUUUGGUAUCAGUAAGGUUUCAAAUUAAAAUUGUUUGAAAAACAAUUCUCUCCAACAAUGUUUAAUCUGGUGUGGGCAUGUGUUAUGUGCAUAAUUCUAAUCUAUAAUUGUGGUAUUGUCCAUAGGCCUCAAGUUUAAAUUUUAAUAUUAUUUUUAUUUAUUUCACAGAAGUGAAUGUUCUCUUGAUUCAAAUCAAACAGCAGGUAAAUAAAAUAAAAAAUGCUUUCAU